This is a messenger RNA of Fundulus heteroclitus (mummichog), 3543 nucleotides long. RefSeq names its product connexin 43 (gene gja1b). The record is from RefSeq and is a predicted model, not a curated record. Gene Ontology annotation, molecular function: transmembrane transporter activity. The transcript has 2 exons. NCBI's taxonomy places the organism in Eukaryota, Metazoa, Chordata, Actinopteri, Cyprinodontiformes, Fundulidae. The coding region runs from base 189 to 1352 and encodes 387 amino acids. Gene Ontology annotation, cellular component: connexin complex. Gene Ontology annotation, biological process: heart development; cell-cell signaling.
UUCAGGGCUUGUGUUUUGACGUAAAGAUCAGGUGACUAGAACUUCUGACGGUACUUUUAUAAGGGAAGUUUGAGGAGUUCAGCUCACUUUUUCCUCCGGAUCCCCAACUUGGAAAGGAAGUUUUACCGUCGGUGAGGAAAGUCCCGCUGGGCUGCCUUCUGUAAGCCUGCAGCUCCCACUCCUGAAGAAUGGGUGAUUGGAGUGCUCUGGGUCGUCUUCUGGACAAGGUUCAGGCCUACUCCACAGCUGGGGGGAAGGUCUGGCUGUCGGUACUCUUCAUCUUCCGGAUCCUGGUGUUGGGUACUGCUGUGGAAUCAGCCUGGGGAGAUGAACAGUCUGCCUUUAAAUGUAACACCCAGCAACCUGGUUGUGAAAAUGUUUGCUACGACAAAUCUUUCCCCAUAUCUCAUGUUCGCUUCUGGGUCCUCCAGAUUAUCUUUGUCUCAACACCCACGCUCCUGUACCUGGCUCAUGUUUUCUAUCUGCACAGGAAAGAGCAGAAACUCAACAGAAAGGAGGAGGAGCUUAAAGUGGUACAAAAUGAUGGCGGUGAUGUUGACAUCCCACUGAAGAAAAUUGAGAUGAAAAAGAUGAAGUAUGGCAUCGAAGAGCAUGGCAAAGUUAAGAUGAAGGGUGCCCUACUUAGAACCUACAUAGUCAGCAUUUUUUUCAAAUCUUUGUUUGAGGUGGGUUUCUUGGUUAUCCAGUGGUAUAUGUACGGCUUCACGUUGUCUGCAGUUUACACUUGUGAGAGGUCUCCAUGCCCCCACAGGGUGGACUGUUUUCUGUCCCGUCCAACGGAGAAGACCGUUUUCAUCAUCUUCAUGCUGGUCGUCUCUCUGGUUUCUCUGUUACUUAAUAUCAUUGAGCUUUUUUAUGUUUUUUUUAAGAGAAUUAAGGAUCGUGUUAAGGGAAAACAGCAGCCUACACUCUAUGCCAGUGGAGGAACUUUGAGCCCUACCCCUAAAGAACUGUCUACAACAAAGUAUGCUUACUAUAAUGGCUGCUCUUCUCCAACUGCUCCCCUUUCACCUUUGUGCCCCCCAGGUUACAAGCUGGCCACUGGGGAGCGGGGAACUGGUUCAUGUCGAAAUUAUAACAAACAGGCCAAUGAGCAGAACUGGGCAAAUUACUCUACAGAGCAGAACCGGCUUGGCCAACAUGGUGCGGGAAGCACCAUUUCAAACUCCCAUGUGCAAGCCUUUGACUUUCCUGAUGAUACACAUGAGCAAAAGAAACUUCCCUCACCAGCAGGACAUGAUGUCCAACCCCUGGCUUUAAUUGAUGCCAGGCCUUGUAGCCGUGCCAGCAGCAGGAUGAGCAGAGCAAGGCCAGAUGACCUGGACGUGUAAACCAAGGUUUUGCCUCUUCAAUGUCUGUCCAGCUGACAAAGUUACUCUGCAGGCAGAAGAUCAGGCAAGGAUUGAUAGCGUAUUCAUUUGAAGGCUGGGACUAACCUCAGUCACAGUACUUAGCAUAGACACUCCUUCUGAGAAAUAAUAAACUUCAAUGAAAUUUUAAUAUUUUUGUAACACUUUUUAAAAGGUACAGGUUGCAUAUAUUUUGUCUCUGAAUAUUGCUGUAACUUUUCAUAAAAUAAAAUAAAAAGAUUAAGAAAAUUUCAAGAGUCUAAAUCAGGCUCACAUUAAACCAAUCAAAGCCUAAUUUUCAAGUCACAGGCAAAUUUUAAACUCUACUGACAAAAGCUCCAGAGUGUAGGCAAAAUGGCUUUUGUAACAAUAGCAGUGUGAAUGUUUAAUACUUGUGAUUUAUUAGACUCACUGACAUGUCCCAGGCUCUAACCAAAUAUCUAGUGUGUCAGACAUUUCUAAGUAGUUAAUGAAGAAGGAGCUUGUAGGGUGGGGUCUUUAAGCUUCCACAGCUUAGAUGAAAGGAAAUGAAAGGAAAAAAUGCAACCACAACAAACAUGAGAAAUAGGAGGAAUGUGUCAUUUGCUUGGAGGCAGGAGUACUGAUGCUUCUCUGAUAUUUUCAGAUGGCACAGCAUUGUAAAAACACUGUACCUUACACACAUUGAAUAUAGGAUGUGCACUACCAGGUUCGGUAGUUUACACAGGGGAACAUCCAGAUAGCUCAGAACAUGGUGUUAUGUGAUGUUUUUUAAACAGUUGCUGAUAGUUACAAAUACAAAGAAACGGUGAGGUGACACGUGCUUCUCUGCAUUUGGUUGGUUAUUAGUGUUCUGUUUUCGGUAAGAACGUUCCCAUACUUUGAUACAUGGCAUUUACACCAUUGUGCUAAAGCAAGUGAGUGGAACAUGUUAGUAAAGAAAUUAGUAGGUAGAUGGUAAGGAUGAUAUCAUGAAGCCAUUCUUACAGAGGUGUUAUUGCCUACCUACGCAGAGAUGUUCUCAUGCUUUGCCUUUUAACUUCAUCAUCCAAUGGAUAUCUUCUAUUGCUGUACUGUGAUGGUAUCCGCAUUCAGAACUAAAACUUAGUUAGUCUUUGUCUCCUGCUCACAAAGAAAACAUGAGUGUUUGGAUUGUGCUUGGGGUAUGUUGUCUUAGCAGUAGUGCUGCGAUGUUCAGGAGAAGAAAAGAAAAAGCAAAACGCCUUCCUUUGCCCUGUAUCAUCUUCUCAAAACAACACUCCACCAAUUCCAAACAGCGGUGUUUAUUGAGAAUAAAAACUUUUUUCGUUUGUUUUACUUCCAACAUUCUCCUUCACCAGAUAUUAACUCCUAAAAAAACUUUGAAUAUUAUAGUAUUUCAUGUUUUCAGACAUGUUUCAUAUGUCUCUUGUUUUUGGGGGUUGGGGAUGAAAGUGGCAGGAAUUACAAACAUAAUGUUGCUUGUGGGUUCCUGAAAGAAAGGCUUUAUUAGACUUUAUUAUCAUCGGUAAUUUAAUGAGCAGCGUUCUUAUUCUUUUUUUUCAUUACUUUGUCGGUAGUAUUUAAAAAUGUGUUUUAGAUACUAAAUGAAUGUUUUUUUCCUUGUUUAACUCAUUGCUGCUUGAGUAAUAGACAUGUAGUACUGUACAUCAAGCUAACUGUAUCAUAUUAAAAAUGUGAAUUUUUUUGAAGACUGGUCAUAGAUCUGGGCUAAUAUUUAAACUUACCUUAAAUCCAAAUCUAUUUUUUAGUUUUGCAGCUGUUAAACACUAGAGGAGCCUAUAUUUGUGGACAUUUUUGCAAUUUAGUCUCAUUAAUUUUAUGUCAGUUUAUAAUUUUGUCGGUACUGACAAGGAUCUUUUCAGCUACAAAGGCAUUUGCACUGAGAUUUUGCUGUUAAAAGAUGUAACUUGAUGCAACAUGUAUGUGGUGAGUUUUCUGAUAAAUAUAUUACUAAUUUAUUCUAGAACGCAAAGCUCAACUCAAUGUAACAGAUAACUGACCAAUUUUAAGGAAUUGAUUUGCGAGAAAUGUUUUCCACUUUGACUGAAUAAAAGCAAACAUUUGCAGCGUUUCAGACAUGUUUACCCAGGGGAUCUGCUAUUUUACAACGUAAAAGUGAUAAUGGAAUAAUGCAAUUUAUUAACUGCAUCUGUGAAUUGCUAUCUUAAUCAAUAAAUGUUUUCAGUCCUCA